AUGGCAGAAGCUGCAGUGGAAAUGAAGAAAUUAUCAUUGAUGGAUAUGCCAGACUGGACUAAGCUCCCUGAAGAGCUGCUUCAAGUUAUCUCCGAGAAUCUGAACAACUGUUUCGACGUUGUUCAUGCUCGCUCUGUUUGCAGCUCGUGGCGAUCCGCAAUCCCCUUUCCCUGUAGCCUGUUAAGCGCAAGCUACUCUCUUCCCACGUUCAAAAAGCCCUCUCUUGAAAACGAAGGCUUGUUCACCCUCAAGAAGAUCCCUUUGUUCCUCUUUAGAGUCCUUACUCUUGAUGCUGCUGCGUCGGCUUCUGUGUUUUUCAUGGGAGGAAUAGACCGUAGAGAUGAGUCAGAGGAUCAGACAGAGCUUCCACCUCCUAUUCAGUGUUCAGUGAAAGUGAAGAUUGGAAAAUCUGAGCCAACCUUGGUGAACAUGCUCGAAUGUCAGAUUCUCUCUCUGGGCUAUGAGUACAGAAUGAUCGGCUGGAAACCUAAAGACUGCAGAGGCGUGGCUUUUCUUCCGCUAAACAAGGAAGGUGGAGGAGAAUUCGUUGUGCUUCUCAACUGCUCUAGAAUUUUGUUUGUAUUAACAAGUGCUGAAAUGAGGUGGAAGCGUCUUGAGAAGGCCCCAAUGGAAUCAUGCUGGGAUUUGUUUGUAUCUACAAGUGCUGAAAUGAGGUGGGAGCAGCUGAUGAACGUCCCAGAUAAGUCAUGGUGGGAUUUAGUCACUUUUAGAGGCAAAUUUUAUGCAUCCUUCUCAAGGGAAAUUGUGGUUGUGGAUCCUUAUUCCUUGGACGUGAGUCACACGACUCUCUUGGUUCCGUCUCAGCCUCUGGAGAGAAAAAACUAUCUGGUUCCUUAUGGCAAUGAUGAACUUUUCCUGGUUGAACUAUGUAACCCUAUUUCUGGUCAGUUCGCAUUUAGAGUGAGUAGGCUAGAUGAGGAGGCUGGUAAAUGGGUUGAGGCCACCGAUUUAGGAGACUGUGUGUUGUUUAUUAGUCGACGACAUUUGCGAAAUGUCUGCUGCUCGGCUAAAGAGCUUCCUCAUGGUUGUGGUGUGAGUGGGGACUCAAUUGUGUUCACCAAUGUUGGCAGUAAAACAUACCCCUUUAUAUAUGGAGUAGAUGCCCCUUUCAAUCGUUUGAGACCCUCUACACAGAAACCUGUGAAGAUCCUCAGCACAUCUCCGGUGGUGGCUCUCCGGGUUGAGCGCUAA
This is a messenger RNA of Microthlaspi erraticum, 1212 nucleotides long. The record is from the annotation of a GenBank genome assembly. NCBI's taxonomy places the organism in Eukaryota, Viridiplantae, Streptophyta, Magnoliopsida, Brassicales, Brassicaceae.